GGGCGGGGCGGGGGGCGCGGCGGCUGAGGCGGCCCCGCUCCGGGCGCCGCCAUCCUCACCCUCCCCGGACCCGCCAUGGAAACCGACUAUUACAGCGGGGACCAGUCGGACGAUGGUGGCGCUACUCCGGUUCAGGAUGAACGGGAUUCGGAGUCAGAGGUGGAAGACGAUGGAAACGACCAGCACUCUGGAUCAGAAAAUGGAAGUCUAGAGCAUCAUUCAGAGAACGAGCAGAGUGAUAGAGAAGACGACGGGCAUACCAAAAGCCACCACGUGACAGACUCGGAAAGUGAGGACCCUCCCCGGCAAAAAGACAGCGAUUCAGAAAACGAGGACCCUCCUAAUCACAAUAGUGAUUCUGAAAAUGAGGAGCCCCUCAGGCAUAAGGACAGUGAUUCUGAUAUCGAGGAUCUUGCAGAUCAUCACGCGAGUGACUCCGAAAACGACGACCUCAUUCAUCAAGCAAGUGAUUCAGAAAACGAGGAGACCCGGAAGCCGCCUCCGAGCGACUCGGACAUCGAAGACCCUCUGAAUGGCCGUGCGAGUGACUCCGAAAAUGAAGAUAUUCCCAAACACCCCACGAGUGACUCUGAAAAUGAGGACCUCCAAAGAGGCCACGCCAGUGACUCUGACAACGAGGACCUCCAGAAAGGUGCCGCCAGCGACUCCGACAACGAGGACCUCCAGAAGGGUCCCGCCAGCGACUCGGACAACGAGGACCUCCGGAAGGGACCCGCCAGCGACUCGGACAACGAGGACCUCCGGAAGGGUCCCGCCAGCGACUCGGACAACGAGGACCCCCGGAAGGGUCCCGCCAGCGACUCGGACAUCGAGGACCUCCGGAAGGGUGCCGCCAGUGACUCGGACAACGAGGACCCUCAGAAGGGUCCCGCCAGUGACUCUGACAAUGAGGGCCUCCAGAAAGGCGCUGCCAGUGACUCAGAAAUUGAGGAUGCUCCCAAACAUGCCAGUGACUCUGAAAACGAGGAGCCCUCACAGCAUCCUGCGAGUGAUUCUGAAACCGAGGAGCCGCCAAAGCGCCAGGCCAGUGAUUCAGAAACCGAAGAGCCCCCCAAGCCCCUAGCCAGUGACUCUGAAAGCGAGGAAGCUCAGAAAAAUCACAUCAGUGACUCGGAAAACGAAGCCGUUUCCAGGCACAGACCAAAAAUCGAGUCAGACGAUGAGAGCGACCGAGAAAACAAAAGCGAGGCGGUAGAAAUGGUAAACGAUUCUUAUCGUUCUGAUAGCCAACCGGAGCAGAAAACACUCAACACCUCUGACAGUGAAGACGAAGAGCCAAAGAGGCAGAAGAUCGACAGUGACGAGGAAGGGGGGAAGGAGGAGGAGAAAGUAGCGAAGAGGAAAGCUGCCGUUCUUUCGGAUAGCGAAGAUGAGAAAACACCUGCAAAGAAGGGACGCAUUGUGUCAGAUGCGGAGGACUCUGCUAGCGAUGCAGCAUCGGAGAAAUCUGACCAGAGAAAUAAAAAAGCCAUAGCGUCAGAUAGCGAAGUGGAAGACGGUAAAGAGGAGUCCGGCAAGAAGAAUGAAGAGAAAGACCUCUUCGGGAGUGACAGCGAGUCAGGGAACGAAGAAGAGAACCUGAUUGCCGAUAUAUUUGGAGAAUCUGGUGAUGAAGAGGAGGAAGAGUUUACCGGUUUUAACCAGGAAGAUUUGGAAGAAGCAAAAGGUGAAACACAAAUGAAAGAGGCAGCAGAUGAUUCAGAUUCUGAUGACAACAUAAAAAGAGGAAAACAUAUGGACUUCAUGUCCGAUUUCGAGAUGAUGUUACAGCGAAAGAAGAGUAUGAGCGGCAAGCGCAGACGGAACCGCGACGGGGGAACUUUUAUUAGUGACGCGGAUGACGUAGUUAGCGCCAUGAUUGUAAAGAUGAAUGAAGCCGCUGAGGAAGACAGGCAGCUGAACAAUCAGAAAAAACCAGCACUGAAAAAAUUAACUUUACUACCAACAGUAGUAAUGCAUCUGAAAAAGCAGGACCUGAAAGAAACAUUUAUUGACAGUGGCGUGAUGUCUGCUAUCAAAGAAUGGCUUUCACCCUUGCCAGACAGGAGUUUACCGGCACUGAAGAUUCGGGAAGAGCUCUUAAAGAUCUUACAGGAGUUACCUAGUGUGAGCCAGGAAACCCUGAAACAUAGUGGAAUCGGUCGUGCUGUAAUGUACCUCUACAAACACCCCAAAGAGUCAAGGCCCAACAAGGACAUGGCUGGAAAAUUGAUAAAUGAGUGGUCUCGGCCAAUAUUUGGCCUCACCUCAAAUUACAAAGGGAUGACGAGAGAAGAGAGGGAGCAGCGAGACCUGGAACAGAUGCCUCAGCGACGCCGCAUGAACAGCGCUGGUGGUCAGACGCCUCGUAGAGACCUGGAGAAAGUGUUGACUGGAGAGGAAAAAGCCCUUAGGCCGGGAGACCCUGGAUUCUGUGCUCGCGCCAGGGUACCCAUGCCCUCAAACAAGGAUUAUGUCGUCAGACCCAAGUGGAAUGUGGAAAUGGAAUCACCCAGGUUUCAGGGUACCUCGAAGAAGGGGAUCAGCCGGCUGGACAAGCAAAUGCGGAAAUUCACGGACAUCCGGAAAAAGAGCAGAUCCGCCCACGCGGUGAAGAUCAGCAUCGAAGGCAACAAGAUGCCAUUGUGACCUCUCGGAGGAUACCUCCAACUCUGCUGUGAGACGUGCACCCUUGGACUCUGUUUAGAGAACGUACAGUUUUUUAAAUAUUUUUUUUAGCGUAUCUGUAAAUGGUUGGUUCCGAUUCUGUAACUCAAUGCUGUCUGAAGACCGGAGAGCCGAGGAUCCGUUGUAUUUAAGCUGUCCCGUCGUGUACCUGUACAGAUAGAGACUACCCGCCGGACCGCUGCAGACUUUAGAGAAUAAAUUCCCCCUUCUAGUUUU
Messenger RNA from Ornithorhynchus anatinus (platypus), 2904 nucleotides. RefSeq names its product interacts with SUPT6H, CTD assembly factor 1 (gene IWS1). Gene Ontology annotation, biological process: poly(A)+ mRNA export from nucleus. The transcript has 14 exons. The record is from RefSeq and is a predicted model, not a curated record. NCBI's taxonomy places the organism in Eukaryota, Metazoa, Chordata, Mammalia, Monotremata, Ornithorhynchidae. Bases 76 to 2649 code for a protein of 857 amino acids. Gene Ontology annotation, cellular component: nucleus.